This is a messenger RNA of Hyaloscypha bicolor E, 1725 nucleotides long. RefSeq names its product putative MFS transporter. The transcript is spliced from 7 exons. Gene Ontology annotation, molecular function: transmembrane transporter activity. NCBI's taxonomy places the organism in Eukaryota, Fungi, Ascomycota, Leotiomycetes, Helotiales, Hyaloscyphaceae. The record is from RefSeq and is a predicted model, not a curated record. Gene Ontology annotation, biological process: transmembrane transport. The coding region runs from base 1 to 1566 and encodes 521 amino acids.
AUGAAUUAUCCCAAGAACGAGAAGACUGCAAUUGGAGAACCCGAUUCAGUUCAGAAUGGAUAUUCAGUUGGAGAAGGGGAAGAUAUUCUUGCAUUGCAGGACACCGACCCCGCGCUCAAUGCCAAAAUGUUUCUCGUGAACAAUGCUAUUGAUGAAAUAGGAUGGACUAAUUACCAUUGGAAGCUUUUUGUACUCAAUGGGUUCGGAUACUGCGUCGAUUCCUUACUCCUCCUUCUCCAAUCAAUAAUCGCCAUACCCGCUAGGUACGAAUUCAAUCCAUCCUACCCCCAUGCGCUCACCAUCGCGGUAUAUGUUGGCAUGCUCAUCGGUGCUUUAUUCUGGGGGGUGAGCGGUGAUAUUAUUGGCCGACGAUUCGCUUUCAACGUAUCACUCUUCCUCUGCUCAGCUUUCACAAUUGUCGCCGGGGCUGCGCCGAAUUGGGUAUCUUUGGCUGUCUUCAUAGCUCUUUUAGGCUUCGGGGGUGGAGGAAAUUUGAUUCUAGAUACAACCGUGUUUAUUGAGUAUUUGCCCUCAAAGAAGCAAUGGGUCCUAACUUGGCUUGCUGCCUGGUGGGGAUUGGGACAAUCGAUUGCAGGAUUCCUUGCUUGGGGCUAUCUGACACAAGCAAGGUGGAAUUGCCCGGAUCCAUUCGACAAAAACGGAGCCCUCGUGGGAGUAUGCCCGUAUAGCAGUAAUAAGGGAUGGAGAUACCUGAUGUACACCAGUGGAGCCUUGGUGUUUUUCAUGAGCAUUGCAAGAAUAACUAUCAUCCGUCUAAAGGAGACACCGAAGUUCCUUCUGGGAGAGGGCAAGGAGGAGCAGCUUGUCCAGGGUUUCCAAGACAUGGCGAAGAAGUAUGGUCGUACGUGCUCAUUGACUGUUGAGCAGCUGGAAGCUUGUGGUGUGAUUCGAUCCGCGCACGGGAAGUCGAAACUCUCACUUGGAGAGCUGACGAUCCAUUUCCGAGGCUUGUUCGCUACGAAGAAGAUGGGGUUCUCCACGUCUUUGGUCUGGUUCUCCUGGACGCUCAUUGGUCUUGCUUACCCGCUGUUCUACGUCUUUUUGGGCUCUUACCUUGCGUCUCGUGGCGCUGACUUUGGCUCUCCAUCGCCGUCCAUCACUUGGAGAAACUAUGCGUUGGUUAACAUCAGUUCGAUACCCGGCCCUAUGCUAGCUGGCUGGAUGUGUAAUACGAAGAUCCUGGGUCGAAAAUACACCAUGGUUAUCGGGGCUUUGUGCUCAAUGGCUUUCUUUUUCGCCUACACGCAAGUACGAAACGAAUCGCAAAAUCUUGGAUUUAGUUGCGCAAUCGCCUUCUUCACUGAUGUUUACUAUGGAUGCUUGUAUGCCUACACGCCUGAGGUCUUGCCGUCCGCUCAUCGUGCAACCGGCAAUGGUGUUGCGGUUGCUUGCAAUCGAGUUAUGGGCAUCAUUUCAGCAAUUAUUGCUACAUACGCCAACACGGAUACUGCGGUUCCGAUUUACGUCUGUGCUGCGCUAUUCCUCGUGAUGGCAAUUGUUUCUGCGUCUUUCCCAUUCGAGCCGUACGGAAAGAGAAGCUCUUAAGGAGGUGGGAGUUUGAUUUCGGAGUGAACAGAUAACGGCCCAGAUGUUCGAAUUUUUUUGGGGAUACCAACUGGCUUGAACGUGACUCGUUCAACAUGAGACAUAAAGCGUGAGAAAUUAAUGAUAAAAAUCAACUUUUUACACGAUUUUGUACGGACC